AGUCGUCCAGUGUGCUUCGCUCCCGGCCCGCGGGGCUCCUGCGCCUUUUAGUUUCGGAGAGCCCACUUUGAUCGAGGCCACCGUUCCUACUGAGCCUCCUCCUUCUGUCUUCUACAGUCCUCACUGGAAUUGGAUUUGCAGAGGGGAUCGGUGGAAUCGGAUCACCUCAGUUCACGCACAACUGGCCCCUGCAUCUUCACGAUCUUCAUCAGCCGUUGCAAGCUUCAGGUCUCUUACAGCCAAGUUGAUAUUUGCCAGACAGACGACGCGCGAUCCGCUCCCCGCUGCUCUGUAGCCUUGGCCAGGCCAAUUGAUCUUCUGGACCUAAAGUUGCCCAAGGAGCGUCUGCCCUGCAGGAGGAGAAGAGCGAGGGGAGCUGAGAGGCGCGUACCUGUGUCAGCUCUACUGCCUUGAAUAUUACUGUUACUUCUGUAUUAUUUUGUGCACGCUAUCUGGACACUCUGGGUGGCUAGCCUCGAGCCAGGCACUGGGCCUCAGGCACCGCGCGGUUGGAGCAGAGGAACGAGCUAAAGAGAAACCCCUGGGGCCAGCGAGCUAGGAGGCGGCGGGGGAAGAUGCACGGCGUCGGCUGGCAGACGCUGUCCCUGUCUCUGGGGUUAGUGCUGGCGAUCCUGAACGAGGUGGCGCCGCAAGCGUGUCCGGCGCAGUGCUCCUGCUCCGGGAGCACAGUGGACUGUCACGGGCUGGCGUUGCGCAGUGUGCCCAGGAAUAUCCCCCGCAACACCGAGAGAUUGGAUUUGAAUGGAAAUAACAUCACAAGGAUUACCAAGACAGAUUUUGCUGGUCUUCGACACCUAAGAGUUCUUCAGCUUAUGGAGAAUAAGAUUACCACCAUUGAAAGAGGAGCAUUCCAGGAUCUUAAAGAACUGGAGAGACUGCGUUUAAACAGAAAUCACCUUCAGCUGUUUCCUGAGUUGCUGUUUCUUGGGACUUCGAAGCUAUACAGGCUUGACCUCAGUGAAAACCAGAUUCAGGCAAUUCCAAGGAAAGCUUUCCGUGGGGCAGUUGAUAUUAAAAAUCUGCAACUGGAUUACAACCAGAUCAGCUGUAUUGAAGAUGGGGCAUUCAGGGCUCUCCGGGACCUGGAAGUGCUCACUCUCAACAAUAACAACAUUACUAGACUUUCUGUGGCAAGUUUCAACCAUAUGCCUAAACUUAGGACUUUUCGACUCCAUUCGAACAACCUAUAUUGUGACUGCCACCUGGCCUGGCUUUCGGACUGGCUGCGCCAAAGGCCUCGGGUGGGCCUCUACACUCAGUGUAUGGGGCCAUCUCACCUGAGGGGCCACAAUGUAGCUGAGGUUCAAAAACGAGAAUUUGUCUGCAGUGGUCACCAGUCAUUUAUGGCUCCUUCUUGCAGUGUUUUGCACUGCCCAGCUGCUUGUACCUGUAGCAACAACAUCGUAGACUGCCGUGGGAAAGGUCUCACUGAGAUCCCCACGAAUCUGCCAGAGACCAUCACAGAAAUACGUUUGGAACAGAACUCAAUCAAGGUCAUCCCUCCUGGAGCUUUCUCACCAUAUAAAAAGCUUAGAAGAAUCGACCUGAGCAAUAAUCAGAUCUCUGAGCUAGCACCAGAUGCUUUCCAAGGACUACGCUCUCUGAAUUCACUUGUCCUCUAUGGAAAUAAAAUCACAGAACUCCCAAAAAGUUUAUUUGAAGGACUGUUUUCCUUACAGCUACUAUUACUGAAUGCCAACAAGAUAAACUGCCUCCGGGUAGAUGCUUUUCAGGAUCUGCACAACCUGAACCUUCUCUCCUUAUAUGACAACAAGCUUCAGACCAUCGCCAAGGGGACCUUUUCACCUCUCCGGGCCAUUCAAACCAUGCAUUUGGCCCAGAACCCCUUUAUUUGUGACUGCCAUCUCAAGUGGCUGGCGGAUUAUCUCCAUACCAACCCAAUCGAGACCAGUGGUGCCCGCUGCACCAGUCCCCGGCGACUGGCAAACAAAAGAAUUGGACAGAUCAAAAGCAAGAAAUUCCGUUGUUCAGCUAAAGAACAGUAUUUCAUUCCAGGUACAGAAGAUUAUCGAUCAAAAUUAAGUGGGGACUGCUUUGCCGAUUUGGCUUGCCCUGAAAAGUGCCGCUGCGAAGGGACCACAGUAGACUGCUCCAAUCAAAAACUCACCAAAAUCCCAGAUCACAUUCCCCAGUACACUGCAGAGCUGCGCCUCAACAAUAAUGAAUUUACAGUGUUGGAAGCUACCGGGAUCUUCAAGAAACUUCCUCAGUUACGUAAAAUAAACUUUAGCAACAAUAAGAUCACAGACAUUGAAGAGGGAGCGUUUGAAGGAGCAUCUGGUGUGAAUGAAAUACUUCUCACGAGUAAUCGUUUGGAAAAUGUUCAGCAUAAGAUGUUCAAGGGCUUGGAAAGCCUCAAGACUUUGAUGUUGAGAAGUAAUCGCAUAAGCUGUGUAGGGAAUGACAGUUUCAUAGGACUCAGCUCUGUGCGUUUGCUUUCUUUAUAUGAUAAUCAGAUUACUACCAUUGCACCAGGAGCUUUUGAUACUCUCCAUUCUUUAUCUACUCUAAACCUCUUGGCCAAUCCUUUCAACUGUAACUGCUACCUGGCUUGGUUGGGAGAAUGGCUUAGGAAGAAAAGAAUUGUAACAGGAAAUCCUCGAUGUCAGAAACCCUAUUUCCUCAAAGAAAUCCCCAUCCAGGAUGUGGCCAUUCAAGACUUCACUUGUGAUGAUGGAAAUGAUGACAAUAGCUGUUCCCCACUCUCUCGCUGUCCUGCGGAGUGUACCUGCUUGGACACAGUGGUUCGAUGUAGCAACAAAGCCUUGAAGGUCCUGCCCAAAGGAAUUCCAAGAGAUGUCACUGAAUUGUAUCUGGAUGGGAACCAGUUUACCCUGGUUCCUAAGGAACUCUCUAACUACAAACAUUUAACACUUAUAGACUUAAGUAACAACAGAAUAAGCACCCUCUCUAAUCAGAGCUUCAGCAACAUGACCCAGCUCCUCACUUUAAUUCUUAGUUACAACCGUUUGAGAUGUAUUCCUCCUCGAACCUUCGAUGGACUGAAGUCUCUUCGAUUACUUUCUUUACAUGGAAACGACAUUUCUGUUGUGCCUGAAGGUGCUUUCAAUGAUCUUGCUGCAUUAUCACACCUAGCAAUUGGAGCCAACCCUCUUUACUGUGAUUGUAACAUGCAGUGGUUAUCCGACUGGGUAAAGUCGGAAUACAAAGAGCCGGGAAUUGCUCGCUGUGCUGGUCCUGGAGAAAUGGCAGAUAAACUACUUCUCACAACUCCCUCCAAAAAAUUUACAUGUCAAGGGCUUCCAGGGCCCUGUGGCUUCCUGAUGCCAGGUCCUGUGGAUGUCAAUAUUCUAGCUAAAUGUAAUCCCUGCUUAUCAAAUCCAUGUAAAAAUGAUGGCACCUGUAACAAUGACCCAGUUGACUUUUAUCGCUGCACCUGUCCAUAUGGUUUCAAGGGGCAGGAUUGUGAUGUUCCAAUUCAUGCGUGCAUCAGCAACCCAUGUAAACAUGGAGGAACUUGCCACUUAAAAGAAGGAGAAAAAGAUGGAUUCUGGUGUAUUUGUGCUGAUGGAUUUGAAGGAGAAAAUUGUGAAAUCAAUGUUGAUGACUGUGAAGAUAAUGACUGUGAAAAUAACUCUACAUGUGUCGAUGGAAUUAAUAACUACACGUGCCUUUGCCCACCUGAGUACACAGGAGAGUUGUGUGAGGAGAAACUGGACUUCUGUGCCCAGGACUUGAACCCCUGCCAGCAUGACUCCAAGUGCAUCCUGACGCCAAAGGGAUACAAAUGUGACUGCACUCCAGGAUACAUAGGCGAACAUUGUGACAUCGACUUCGAUGACUGCCAAGACAACAAGUGUAAGAACGGAGCCCACUGCACCGACGCAGUGAACGGUUACACAUGCACCUGCCCUGAAGGCUACAGUGGCUUGUUUUGUGAAUUUUCUCCACCUAUGGUUCUCCCUCGUACCAGCCCCUGUGAUAAUUUUGACUGUCAGAAUGGAGCUCAAUGCAUCAUCAGGAUCAAUGAGCCAAUAUGUCAGUGUUUGCCUGGCUACCAGGGAGAAAAGUGUGAAAAACUGGUCAGUGUGAAUUUUGUAAACAAAGAGUCUUAUCUUCAGAUCCCUUCCGCCAAGGUCCGGCCUCAAACAAACAUCACUCUUCAGAUCGCCACAGAUGAAGACAGUGGAAUCCUCCUGUAUAAGGGUGAUAAAGACCAUAUUGCUGUGGAGCUCUACCGAGGGCGUGUUCGUGCCAGCUAUGACACCGGCUCCCACCCGGCUUCUGCCAUUUACAGUGUGGAGACAAUCAAUGAUGGAAAUUUUCACAUUGUGGAACUACUCGCCCUGGAUCAAAGUCUCUCCCUCUCAGUGGAUGGAGGGAGCCCCAAAAUCAUUACCAACUUGUCAAAGCAGUCCACUCUGAAUUUUGACUCCCCACUCUAUGUCGGAGGCAUGCCCGGGAAGAACAACGUGGCCGCAGCUCUGCGCCAGGCCCCUGGGCAGAAUGGCACCAGCUUCCACGGUUGCAUCCGGAACCUUUACAUCAACAGCGAACUUCAGGACUUCCGGAAGGUGCCCAUGCAGACCGGCAUCCUUCCUGGCUGUGAACCAUGCCACAAGAAGGUGUGUGCCCACGGCACAUGCCAGCCCAGCAGCCAGGCCGGCUUCACCUGCGAGUGCGAGGAAGGAUGGACAGGGCCCCUCUGUGAUCAGAGGACCAAUGACCCCUGUCUUGGAAAUAAAUGCGUCCACGGCACCUGCCUGCCCAUCAAUGCGUUCUCCUACAGCUGCAAGUGCCUAGAGGGCCAUGGGGGCGUCCUCUGUGAUGAAGAGGAGGAUCUGUUUAACCCAUGCCAGGCGAUCAAGUGCAAGCAUGGGAAAUGCAGGCUCUCAGGACUGGGGCAGCCCUACUGUGAAUGCAGCAGUGGAUACACCGGGGACAGCUGUGAUCGAGAAAUCUCCUGUCGAGGGGAACGGAUAAGAGAUUAUUACCAAAAGCAGCAGGGCUACGCCGCUUGCCAGACGACCAAGAAAGUGUCUCGGUUGGAAUGCAGAGGGGGCUGUGCAGGCGGGCAGUGCUGCGGACCUCUGAGGAGCAAGCGAAGGAAAUACUCUUUCGAAUGCACUGAUGGGUCUUCGUUUGUGGACGAGGUGGAGAAGGUGGUAAAGUGUGGCUGUACCCGCUGCGCCUCCUAAACGCAUCCCUGGCAGCUUUGGUCUUUGGAAAAUGUUGUCUACUUCUUGACCCUGUUGGACUCAUGAAUGCUUCAUAGUGGAAAUAUUUGAAAUAUAUUGUAAAAUACAGAACAGACUUAUUUUUAUUAUGAGAAUGAAGACUUUUUUUCUGCAUUUAGAAAAAAAAAAGAAAUGCUUGAACUAAAGCUUCCCCAAUGCUGGAGAAGUAUAAAGAAUGAUACACCUGGAGGCAUUAGAACAACGAUGCGAACCAUGAUAACUUGGAUUCAGCCUUUAAUUUGCUGGAGACCAGCAGAAGCACAUACCCGAGAGAGACAAGGUUCUCUCUGCUGAUGAGAAGUUGCCCAGAGCAUAAUUCUCUGCGCCCUGGUUCUCAUCUACAUGGUUCAUAAGGAAGGACAGACCAAGCACAUGUGUGUGAGUGAGGGUGCAAGGCAGAUGAAUGGAACUCCAGAAUUCACAGCCGGAAUGAAUGGAUGAGAAAUAUUUUAUGCAAAACAUAAGGUAUCCUGAAGACCGGGGUUCCAUUCAUGAGAGGAGAUGAGAGUGCUAAAAUAAAUUUUAUCUUCUUUUUAAACGUCAGCAUGUUAGCAGGAGAAGCACACAAAAGUGUUUAUCUACCGUUUUCCAGUAUUAAUUUUUUGUAAUAUAAAUGACAAAGGAGAUGAUAAAGAACCAAUAGAUUAUUGAUAAAUAAAUUAGUAAUAAUAUGAAUUUUUGUUUCUAUGAGUUCUAAACAGCCCUAUACAGUAUUCGGUUUCAAUGAGAAAUAUUUAUUGUAUCAAAGUACAUUGUACUUAACAUUUUAGGCCAUCCUUUUGCUGUUUCUCGAUGCUUUAAUAUAUAUUAAUUUAUAAUUGUCCUGAUAUUUUUGUACAUUUUUCAAACUUAAAAAUCAGGAUUCUUUUGUGGGUUUUUUUUUUUUUCUUGGCAAUAGUACUAACAUAGGGUGUUAUCUUGGGAUAAAUGUGUGUUGAUCUGUUUGUUUACCUUGACAUCUGACCACUGGUGUCACUGACCUACUGGCCUCAUUCAGGACGCCUGCAGAGGGUAUGUAAAGUCUAUGCGUGAGCCGCUCACUGUACAGAGAGAAGCACCCCUCUGCAGCAAGUCCUCACAGAACAGAAUGGUGUGUAGCAAUCGACACUAGAAAAGUAGAUCUUUUACAAAUUAAUAUUUCCUUGACCUUUUUUUGCCCUUUUACCGGGGUUGGGGAGGGGAGAGAAAAGGCUGUAAUGUCAAGAACUGUGAUUUUUUUUUUUCACAAACAAUAAAGCUCCUUUAUGACUUUAAUGUUCCCAUGUUACCAUGUUUGCUGCUAAAGUACAAUGUAGAAUUAAUAGAAUUUAUAGUGGACUGUGCUCCUCCCUCGUUAAAAUCCCAGGGUACCCUGUAAAGUUGCAGAUGUUUCUUUCCAAAAACUUUUUUUUACAAAGAAAACUAGACGUACAUGUAUAAUUCAGUGUGCUUUGUCUUUCUCCAGACUAAUAUCAGUUACACUACUGAUGUAUGUAAAUUAAACGGAUAUUUACUUCA
Bubalus bubalis (water buffalo) is the source of this 6737-nucleotide messenger RNA. RefSeq names its product slit guidance ligand 2 (gene SLIT2). NCBI's taxonomy places the organism in Eukaryota, Metazoa, Chordata, Mammalia, Artiodactyla, Bovidae. The coding region runs from base 576 to 5201 and encodes 1541 amino acids. Gene Ontology annotation, molecular function: Roundabout binding; heparin binding; calcium ion binding. Gene Ontology annotation, biological process: negative chemotaxis; retinal ganglion cell axon guidance; negative regulation of cell growth. The transcript has 38 exons. The record is from RefSeq and is a predicted model, not a curated record.